Messenger RNA from Heterobilharzia americana, 466 nucleotides. Lineage: Eukaryota; Metazoa; Platyhelminthes; Trematoda; Strigeidida; Schistosomatidae. The record is from the annotation of a GenBank genome assembly.
UUUAAAGAUGACAGAUUUAUCUUAGCUGGUGUAUUCAAUUUUUAGCUAUAGCACUAAGAGUCUCAAACCACUGAUUCUUAACUUUAAACAGGCAACCAAUAUCUAUUUAAAUGACUCAUACUGAUGGUGAGAGACUUCAUAGACUGGUUCCACAUCUUGCUUCGGCUACCUUUAGCUUUCUGCCUCAGCUAAUGUUGUACGUUGAAGUGGACAGUAGUUCUAUGUGUGCCAUUUCCAAGCAAUUUCAACAGAUUCAUGAUCUCAUCGAUUUACUUCCUUCCCUUGCCUAUUACUCUUCGCCUAACCUAAAGAUCUCUCACAUACUUGUUUCAUCACACAUAGGGGAUGGUAUGGAGACAUCUGUGGUUAUAAACCUCUGGCUUCCGCAUUUUGAGCACAGAAAUUUGCCAUGUUUAAUAACUAGUGCAAAGUUAUCGAAGUGGAUAAUGUGACGAUGGAAAAGGAG